Populus trichocarpa (black cottonwood) is the source of this 1879-nucleotide messenger RNA. RefSeq lists its product as uncharacterized. Bases 266 to 1675 code for a protein of 469 amino acids. Lineage: Eukaryota; Viridiplantae; Streptophyta; Magnoliopsida; Malpighiales; Salicaceae. The transcript has 8 exons. The record is from RefSeq and is a predicted model, not a curated record.
GGGAAACUAAUAUUUUAAUCAUUUUAUCAAAAUAAAUAUACAGACAACAACAUCAACAGCAACAGCAACAGCUUCGUUCUAUGAAUUUUUUUUUUUUUUUAUGAAUCAUAGGAGGGGUUGAUGAGAGAAUUUUGAUCCUUUUAGGAGGAGGAGGAGGAGUAGGAGGCUUCUUUUGAGUCUGUGUUUUACUUUUUACUUUUUGGUUUUGAAGAAGGCUCUUGCUGCUUUGAAUUACUUUUCUUCAAUUUGUAGGCUGAAAAACCAAAUGAUAAGGUGGUGGGUUUCUGCUCUGCAUUUAACAGAGCUAUUUGUAAGCGCGGUAGUGCAUUUGCUAUUUGGGUUUUACAUAUUUAGCACAGCUUUGGCUGGUGAUCUUUCACAGGCUAUGAAUGAAUGGUUUUCCAAGCCUAAUGUGCAUGUUGUUGUCAAAGAGGAGGAGACCAGAGAGACGACAUCUUCAUCAACAACGAAGACGACGACCAGCGUUGAUGACUUGCCACCUAUUGUGUUGGUUCAUGGAAUCUUUGGAUUUGGCAAAGGGAGAUUGGGAGGUUUAUCGUAUUUUGCUGGAGCAGAGAAGAAAGAUGAGAGGGUCCUGGUGCCUGAUUUGGGGUCUCUAACGAGCAUCUAUGAUAGGGCACGCGAAUUAUUCUAUUAUUUGAAAGGUGGGCAAGUUGAUUAUGGUGAAGAACACAGCAUGGCUUAUGGCCACUCACAAUUUGGACGGAUUUAUGAACAGGGGCACUAUCCUGAAUGGGAUGAGGAUCACCCUAUUCACUUUGUUGGGCAUUCUGCUGGGGCGCAGGUUGUUCGCGUACUGCAGCAAAUGCUUGCUGACAAGGCAUUUAAGGGGUAUGAGAACACUUCUGAUAAAUGGGUGCUAAGCCUCACCUCCGUGUCCGGAGCAUUCAAUGGGACUACGAGGACCUACUUAGACGGGAUGCAGCCAGAAGAUUGGAGAAACAUGAAACCAAUUUGCCUGCUUCAGUUCUGUCGCUUAGGAACAAUAAUUUAUGAUUGGCUUGACAUUGCUUGGCUGAAGGCUUACUACAACUUUGGAUUUGAUCACUUCAACAUUUCCUGGAAAAAAAUGGGCAUUUUUGGUCUUAUUGACUGCCUGUCGGGGAAUGCAGGACCCUUUGCUUCUGGAGAUUGGAUACUUCCUGAUCUUACAAUUCAAGGGUCUAUGCAACUCAACUGCCAUUUACAAACCUUCCCUGAUACGUACUAUUUCAGCUAUGCCACCAAACGCACUAAAAGAAUCUUCGGUAUCACUGUUCCUUCAGGCAUAUUUGGAAUCCACCCAUUGCUUUUUAUAAGAGUGUUGCAGAUGAGCCAGUGGCGUCAUCCUCCAGAUGUCUUUCCCCCUUAUAAAGGAUACAGGGAUGAGGAUUGGCAGGACAAUGAUGGAGCACUCAACACCAUAUCUAUGACCCACCCUCGUAUUCCAGUUGAACAUCCAAGCCAUUUUGUUGGGCAUGAUUCGGAGUGCCAACCCUUGCAGCCAGGAAUAUGGUAUUACAAGAUUGUGGAAGGUGAUCACAUAUUGUUCAUUGUGAAUAGGGAUAGAGCAGGAAUUCAAUUCGAUAUGAUAUAUGAUAGUAUUUUUGAGCGUUGCAGAAAAUAUGCCUGUAGGAAGAGUCGACAAACGUUACCAAACGAAAUCCAUCAAUAGUUCAGAGUCUUUUACAAUAUACAACCAGGAAAACAAAACCCAUCAAAGGACACAAUUCUUUGCCUCCCUCACUUGUCUCUGUAAAAUGUAAUUUUUUUUGUAAGGAAUUGCCAUCUUCAGCAACGUUAAAACUGGUUUGAGGUCACAGCUUGAAAGACACUCCUAAGCUUUCUAUUACAGUCAUCUCAUCCUGUUUCCGUUCUA